Messenger RNA from Cucurbita maxima (winter squash), 1175 nucleotides. RefSeq lists its product as uncharacterized. Gene Ontology annotation, cellular component: mitochondrial inner membrane. Bases 1 to 699 code for a protein of 232 amino acids. The transcript has 8 exons. The record is from RefSeq and is a predicted model, not a curated record. Lineage: Eukaryota; Viridiplantae; Streptophyta; Magnoliopsida; Cucurbitales; Cucurbitaceae. Gene Ontology annotation, biological process: potassium ion transport; proton transmembrane transport.
AUGCUAAAAUCGCAACGGCGCGUAUUUAAGACUCAUUUCGUUCACUUUCGAGGUCGAGUUCGAGUUCUCUCCUCAUUUUCCACAUUUUCCACAUUUGGUUCAGAGAAACCAAUUUGCUUAGGGAUUAGUGAUUAUGUGACAGAGGGAGGAGUUCGUGUACCAACGAAGCCUCUUCUCCAUUGGAAUUUUGGAACGAGGAGAGCUAGAUUGGUAGUGCUUCCUAUCAGAGGAAGAAAUUGGUGUUUCAGCAGAUCCAUCGACCUUGCCGCUUCGGAUUCUGAUUCUACUCAGAUUCCUUCCACUUUGAAGGAUCUCUGGACAAAAAUUCCAUCGUCUUCUUCCUCCAAAUCAGACGCUCUCUCCCGCAGCACUGGUAGAAGCAAUGCGGAGAUUGUUACUGAUUUCAUCUCUUUCAAGAUGAAUAAAGCGUGGACUGCUCUUGAGAAGGCUCCUGAUAAAUCGUUUAAAAAUAAACUUCACGGGAUCGGAUUGAUGCUUUUGUCUCGAGUUACGCCGUCUGAGAUAUUCUUCAAGUCAAUAACUAAAGAUAUCACGAGUGUCGAAAUAACAUAUCCAUCGAGUUUGAAUUCACGGCUAGUUCGCAGGAGGUUACGGCAUAUUGCUCUCAGGUUUUACCGCUUCCAAACAUGCCUUUCUUUUGGGUUUUGGUUCGCGCAUAUUCUCAUUGGCGAGCUCUGAAGGAUUCGCAGCCAUCAAAGGAACUCGACGAAAUUCUGAGUCGGAUGGAGAGACAUGAUGAUAUAACUACAAUUAAGGAUACAAUGAGAUCAGCGAUUGAUCCAAUUUUCGUAUGGGGGGAAAGAAGGUGCAACAUUCAAACAAAGAUGAUUGAACAAAUUCACAAAAUGAGGGCAUCACAUACGCGCUUGGAUUAAUGUGUGAUCUUAUCCAUCCCCAAGACAACAAGAAUCGGAUUCGUCCAAGAAGUUCUCUUCUUAAUACAACCCAAAUGUGGUUGGCACCAGAUAACCAUAAUGGUCAGUAGUACUACCCUUUUAUUUAUUUUAUUUUUUGCAUCGUAUUUAGUUUUUUAGUAUCAUUUAAAAACAUUAAACUAUUUGAUCUAUAACAUUGAAACUUAUUAGAGUUUAAAUUAGGUAAUUAGUUUAAAUCAACAUAAUUAAUAGAUUAAAGUUAUAAUUGCCCAUCAUGGA